Molecule: messenger RNA, 1545 nt
Organism: Paramisgurnus dabryanus
Lineage: Eukaryota; Metazoa; Chordata; Actinopteri; Cypriniformes; Cobitidae
Gene: nat8
Product: N-acetyltransferase 8
Molecular function (GO): N-acetyltransferase activity
Source: RefSeq, a predicted model, not a curated record
GUCCCCUUUAAUAUUGUCCUUGAAAGGGAAGAACAACAACACAAAGCAGUACAAAGUACAUUAAGCAUUGAUUUUAACUGGAUUAUAUACUUAACAGAAACUCGUCCUGCCAAAUUCUCACUCACUGUGUAAACGCCAACGGGACACGCUUCUGACCAAAAAAACCUCGUUGAUUUUCUGUCAUGGCUGAAGUAAAGAUUCGUCGCUACCAUGAAGAUGAUGAUGAGGAUGUAAAGGAGAUCUUCACCCUGGGAAUGAGCGAGCAUAUCCCAUCCUCCUGCAUGCACGUCCUUAAACAGCCCUUGACUCAGAUGUUUUUGGGAUGUAUUUUUCUUGCAUUACUGACCAGCGCAGAGUCCAUUCUUUUGCCCGUGUUAGCAGUCACACUCAUUUUGGCUGCAGGCAGACAGGGUAUAAACUACAUGUUCACACAGUACAUUCAGGUCUCGCUCAAACGAGAUCUCAGUCACAUACGGCGGACCUACCUGGAGUCACCUGACUCCUGCUUCUGGGUGGCUGAGUUCCAAGGUCGUGUUGUGGGCAUAGUGGGAUGUUUACCUGCGGAGAAUGUCAAGAACGUCGGAAAGUUCUUGGAACUGAAGAGGAUGUCUGUUAGAAAGUCUCACCGGGGGCUGGGGAUUGCCAAAUCACUUUGUCGUAAAGUGGCAGAAUUUGCUCGUGAAUGUGGUUGUCGAGGAGUUUUGCUUUACACAUCGGUGGUCCAGACAGAUGCACAGAAGCUCUAUGAGCAUAUGGGCUUCCAAAAAGUCAGAGAAUUUGAUGCACCAGAGGCAGUUGCCAAGCUUACUAAUUUCACAUUGAUGGAGUACUGGCUUGACCUAAAACAGCAAGGUUACUGAAGUUAAGUCUUCACCAAGAUCACAGGCAGUUUGGUUAAAACAGUAAUAUUGUAAGUCACUGAUGAAUACCUACCUCUGUCUACCUUUUUAAAAAAACAUCAGUCUUGGAAAAAAAAAUUAAACAAUAUUCUUAUGAGUAAAAAUAAAAUGUCCCAAUCUUGUUUAAGCACAGCUUGAAAGGAAUUAAAAUGAUUAUCAUGCCAUUGCUUUUGGUAACUAUAAAGUUUUCAUUUGAGGGACAUGUACUUGGACUUAGUUGGCUAAUAUUUAUUUAUAUUAUUCAUUAAUACAUAGCCUCUUUCAUGGUUCAGUAAAUGUGAAAAACAGUGCAGUUUCCUGGAAAGUAUUUAUGAUUAUGUUUCAUAUUUUCCCCUUUGUAGCAUUACAGCAAAAAGUUUUAUGGUGUGGAAGGGUCUUUAAUAGACAGUAAUGUCUGGCUUUAUCAUGCUGGUUACAACAAAAGCUCCUAGAGGAAAAUGUGUCGUCUCUGUAUCUACAGCAUUCCUCCAGUCCUAUGUAUUUCAACUUUCUCUUUGUGGAAAAGCAAAAUAAUUUGUUUUUAAUUUAUGGAAAAGAAUGAAAAAGUGUGAUUUUAACACUGAAUGGACCAUUAGCAUGCAAUGCAACAUGCUUGUGAUUUGUUAAAUAACAAAAAUGCAAUUUGCCAAUAAAAUAAAUCAAUACA